AUGGCAUCCACCGAACCCCCGCCUGAUGACGACGGCAAGAACUCCACCAAUGGAGGAAAUCUGAGUCCGGCAGUGUUCUUUCUCAUCGUUGUUGGCGCAAUAAUCUUCGGUCUCAAUCUGCUCAGGAUCCUUGUCAAGAGGAAAAUUCGAGCGAGAGACGCUUCACAUCGACUUCAAGGCAGGCAGCCUGGCCAGGACGAUGUUGAAGAGCAGAACACGACCGACAGGUCUCGAGGAGCGAGAAAGCCUCCCAAAAUAAGGAGGAUUCGGAUUCAGGAACUCGACGAAAUCGCUCCGAGGAUGAGUUAUGGAGAUUGGAAAGCGACUGCGCGACUGAAGGGUUCCGAGAAGACAGGAAGCAGAAGAGAACAGUGCGAAGGGGGUCAGGGAGAUACUCCAGUCGACUACCCUGGACGGCAAGUUAGCCUGGAAUUGCCACCUCUUCGGUCGUCGGUGGAUAUCACCGAAGGACCAGGCCAGAAGGGUUUGAAAGAAUUAGCCAGAGUUAUAUCAAAUGGAAAGGACGAUGGCGAGAGCGACGGGAAAGGAUUUCACGACGAUGAAGACCAAUGUGUGAUAUGUACAGACUCUUUCCAUCCCAAGAAUCAAGUGAGGGUGCUGCAAUGUGGGCAUUUGUUUCAUGCCAAAUGUGUAGAAAAGUGGUUGACGUCGGUUCGGGCGAAUUGUCCAGUGUGUAAAUCAGAGGUCGAGGAUAUGCCCACCUGCGGUCAGUAA
Molecule: messenger RNA, 735 nt
Organism: Rhinocladiella mackenziei CBS 650.93
Lineage: Eukaryota; Fungi; Ascomycota; Eurotiomycetes; Chaetothyriales; Herpotrichiellaceae
Exons: 2
Coding region: 1-735 (244 amino acids)
Source: RefSeq, a predicted model, not a curated record